AUGUGGAUCAAAGACUUCAGCAUAAAUCAGUGUCCUGGAGAUCCCCAAACAAUAUACACUAUUGCCAUUGCUCUUGGUUACCAUCAAAAUCUUUAUGGCAAGACCCUCUUGCUGAAGAUACCACAUAUUUGGGAUGUGGAACAUGAGAAAUCAAGUUCUACUGACCAAGAUGUCUCAUCCCUGCUGGUUAUAUUUCAUAGCACCUUAGAUGCAUUCAGGAUAUUGGAUAUUGGAAAAAAGUCACCAAUAGUCUUAUCCAGUGGUAAGACUGUCAACCACAAAAUGGCCAGUAUAGUGGUUGUCACACUGAGCCCAAUGCAGAGAAUAAGUGACUCUGUAAGGCCCAGUCUCAAAUGGGACACCUGUCUCAUCCCCUUCAGGGUUCAGGUGAUGUCAUGGAAACGGGAAUGGAAAGAUGAUGACAAGAAGAUGGCUCCUGAGAACUUGUCAAUGGGGAUGUUUUCCUUGUCCCAGACAGUUGUGGGAAUCCUGGGAAACUCGUCAGUUUUGUUCCAUUAUUUUAUAUCUUUAUUCUCUGGAAAGUACCUGAUGCCCAAAGAUGAGAUUUUAAAACAUCUUACUCUAGCCAACUCAUUGUCUAUUAUCUCAAGAGGGAUUCCACAGACAAUGGCAUUGUUUGGCUUUCAAUCAUUCCUGGAUGACAUCACAUGUAAAGCUAUUGUCUACAGUAAUCGAGUAUCCCGAGAGGUUUCCCUGCAUACCAUGUGCUUCUUGAGUUGUUUCCAAGCUAUCACAAUCAGCCCCAACAACUCCAGGUGGGGGAAACUUAAACAAAGAGCCAUCAAGUAUAUUGUUCCCUCCUGUUCACUCAGCUGGCUUGUAUACCUGCUUCUGAACAGCAAAGUUGCUAUGAUGGUUGGCCAUACCAACUUAAAUUUCACUAGGAAAUUCAAUGUGGCCUACUGCUCAUCAUUUAAUAUUAGUAGCAUCCCACUAUCUUUAUUUUUGAUCUGUUUCAUUGAUAUUUUCUAUCUGAGUCUCAUGGCCUGGGCCAGUGUCUCCAUGGUGAGUAUCCUCAAUAGGCACAAGAAGCAGGUACUGUACCUCCGCAGUUCCCACCAUUGCCUCAGGGUAUCACCUGAAGCCAGAGCCACCCAAGUCAUCCUGAUCUCAGUGUGCACCUAUGUCACCUUCUACUCAAUGACUUUCAUCCUGAUUUUUUAUACAGUGUUCUUUGAUAGACCAAAGCUGUGGUUAGUAAACAUUUUUGCCUUUCUUGAAUCAUGUUUCCCCACCUUUUGUCCAUUCCUACUCAUCACCAAAAAAACCUUCUUUUUAUAA
Molecule: messenger RNA, 1302 nt
Organism: Arvicola amphibius (Eurasian water vole)
Lineage: Eukaryota; Metazoa; Chordata; Mammalia; Rodentia; Cricetidae
Product: vomeronasal type-1 receptor 4-like
Exons: 4
Coding region: 1-1302 (433 amino acids)
Biological process (GO): G protein-coupled receptor signaling pathway
Cellular component (GO): membrane
Molecular function (GO): pheromone receptor activity
Source: RefSeq, a predicted model, not a curated record